AUGCCGGCUCCUAGCCCUGGCUUGUACGCUGAAGGAGAUUUCGUGAUUCCUACGGGCCAGCUCAAGAUUGUCGGCGUUGGCGCCAGGGGCAUCAGCGCUAUAGGACGUCUUAUGGGCAACAACCUCGUCCCCGGCGGCGACUUUUGGGCCAUCGACAGCGACAUGAAGGUGCUGGGGUCCUGCGAGGCGCAGCACACCAUCCAGAUCACCGGCGAAGACGAGGCGUCCAUCCCGCUGCUCGAGCUGCGGCGUCUCGCGGGCGACUCGUUAGCAGGCGCUACGCGCGCGCAAGGAGCGAUGCCGGCGGCCGCCACUGCGGGCGUCGUCUUCCUGCUCGCCGGCGCCGGCGCCGUCCCCGGCGGCUCUACCCUGCUGCUGCAGCUCGCCGCCUUCCUGCGGCGGUCAGGCUACUUUGUCGUGGCCGCGCUGACGCGGCCCUUUGACUUUGAGGGGCGGCGGCGGCUGGAGGAGGCGGACGCCCUCAUAGAGGCCCUCUCAGACGUCGCGCAACUUACAGUGGUGGUGGCGCAGGGCGUGCUGCAGCGGGCCAGCGCGGAGCUGACGAUCAAGGACGCCUCGGCCAUCGCGGACAACACGCUCGAGUUUAGCGUCAGAUCUGUGCUGUGGGCGCUGGGGGCGCCGGAGCUGCUGCGGGCGUCGCAGGGUUCUAUGGCUUGGCACGGCCGCGACCUGCGGCAGUACAAGCGGCUGCUGUCACCGCCCUUGGAGCGGCUGCUCACCUGCCCAGGCACCGCCGCGCUGGGUCGCGGGCUUGCGUCGAUCCCGGUCAGCAGCCUGGAGGAGGCAGGGCUGCCCAGCACGCUCAGCACGCUAGCGGAGGACGCCGUCACGGCGGCCGCGGACUCGCCGUUCCUCGACGCGGCGAUGGGCAACGCCGGCGGCGUGAUGGUUGUGCUGGGCCUGCCGCCGUGGGUGCUGGGCCACCGGCUGGACGGCGCGGGGCAGGCGCUGGAUGACCCCGAGAAGUAUGCGGUCAGGGCGGCGGUGCAGGUCGCCGCGACGACCGUGCUGGAGCUGGCCGGCGCGAACUGCAACGAUGUGGUGGUCUGCGCGCACGUGCGGGGCCGCGACUGGCCGCACGAGGACCCGGGGUCUCUCUGCCUGGAGGCGACGAUGCUGGUGCUGGAGGACCCGGUGGCUCAGGAGGCAGCGGCGGCUGCGGCUGCAGCUGAGUCGUCCGGGUACCCUUACAUCACCCCGCGGCGCGCGGGGGCGGGCGCGGGCGGCGGCGCGCGGGGCGCGGCCGCGGCGCAGCUGCUGCACGGGCAGGCGGCGGGGCCGGGCGGCGCGCAGCAGCAGCAGCAGCAGCAGCAGCAGCAGCAGCCGGCAGGGGCGGCGCCGGCGCCGAAGGCGACUUGGAGCGCGAUGAGCGCGAUUGCAGGGGGCCGGCUCGGCGGCAGUGGCGGCAGCAGCAGCGGCGGCGCGCAGCAAGCGCGGCCGUCCCAGCAGCAGCAGCAGCAGCAGCAGCAGAGGCUGCGAUCAACCGCGGCGCCGGCGGUCAACGUUCCGCAGCUCAUCCCCCGGAUGGCAGACCGACUGGUGAGCUAA
Monoraphidium neglectum is the source of this 1569-nucleotide messenger RNA. RefSeq lists its product as hypothetical. The transcript is spliced from 10 exons. Gene Ontology annotation, biological process: cell division; chloroplast fission. NCBI's taxonomy places the organism in Eukaryota, Viridiplantae, Chlorophyta, Chlorophyceae, Sphaeropleales, Selenastraceae. Gene Ontology annotation, molecular function: GTPase activity; GTP binding. The record is from RefSeq and is a predicted model, not a curated record. Gene Ontology annotation, cellular component: cell division site; chloroplast; cytoplasm. Bases 1 to 1569 code for a protein of 522 amino acids.